UCUAACGCAGCCCUGUGAGAAAGCGUGUGUGCAUUUGUGCGGCAAGGUUGCUACGCAAACCGAAGAUAGCCUACCCGCCGAUGGCAAGUGAGGCUACAGCCGAAUUCAUAGUACAGGACAUUACCCUGUAAACUGAAGGAAUUCGCUGUAUCAUGUGAAUUACCAUUUAAAUAAAUUGACGGUCAACCGAAGUUGAGCGCGCUGAAUUUUCAGCAUAGAUUCGUUAUUGUGGUUUUACCUAAUAUUAGCCGUGUAAAACCUAGAAUCGGCUUUUAGGGAUUUUAGGAUGUAAAUGAGGGGGCAUUGGGUAUCCGACAUUUUAUAGGAAUUGGGAGUAAAUAGGAGUACUCUAAAUUGUUUGAUGAACGCGGCGUCAGACUUUCUCGUGGUACUCGUAGAUUUUUCCGUGGAUGUAAGUAGAAUACUCCAUCACCUCAACGAAGAGAAGACCAUCACAGCUUGUGUGAUCAGAAUUAAAAUAUCAGCAGCAGCUCCCAUUGAAACCGAAAGAAACAUGUGAAGACCCUGGUAAAGAUACAAGCACAAACCUUUGAGAAGACAAAGUGGAAGGUAGCCUAGCUUCCUUCCGUCACAUUCCUCCUCCUGUUUACUCUGCUGUUGCCUUGCUGCAAGCGUCCCUAGAGGUAUGGAGGGCCGGCGGUCGCGGCGGGUAACACGACGCAGCAGCAGGACUUCCCCAGCAAGCCCUAGAGGGGGCGCUGUGCUGGCCAUGCUGUGCCUGUGGCUGUUAGCUGUCGCUGCCACCGUGUGCCAAGGCCAGAUCACCUUCACCAGCUUCCACCCGGAGCGCCGGGAGUGGGCCUUCAACCACCUUACGGUCCACCAGACAACGGGGGCGCUCUACAUCGGAGCGGUCAACCGCGUCUACAAGCUCUCUGGUAACCUGACGCUCAUGGUGUCCCACGACACAGGCCCUGAGGACGACAACAAGGCAUGCUACCCGCCCCUCAUCGUCCAGCCCUGCUCUGAACCCCUGACCUCCACUAACAACGUCAACAAACUGCUUCUCAUAGACUACAGUCAGAAUCGUCUGCUGGCCUGCGGUAGUCUCUACCAGGGAGUCUGCAAGCUCCUGCGUCUGGAUGAUCUCUUCAUCCUAGUGGAGCCGUCCCAUAAGAAAGAGCACUACCUCUCCAGCGUCAACCAGACAGGAACUAUGUACGGGGUCAUCGUGCCCUCCUCCAAGGGCCAGGAUGGGACUCUCUUCAUCGGGACGGCCGUAGAUGGUAAACAGGACUACUUCCCCACCAUCUCCAGUCGUCAGCUCCCCCGCGACCCAGAGUCCUCGGCCAUGCUAGACUACGAGCUUCACACAGACUUUGUCUCUUCUCUGAUAAAGAUCCCGUCAGACACGCUGGCGCUGGUGUCCCACUUCGACAUCUACUACGUGUAUGGCUUUGCCAGCGGCUCCUUCGUCUACUUCCUGACAGUCCAGCCCGAGACGCCGGAGAACAGCAUGUCAUCAGGUGGAUCCUCCAACGACCUCUUCUACACCUCGCGCAUCAUCCGCCUCUGCAAGGACGACCACAAGUUCCACUCGUACGUCUCCUUACCCGUGGGCUGCGUGAGGAACGGUGUGGAGUAUCGUCUCCUGCAGGCUGCCUACCUGGCCAAGCCGGGCCGUGUGCUGGCCGUCUCGCUCAACAUCAGCGCCACGGACGACGUGCUCUUCACCGUGUUCUCCAAGGGCCAGAAGCAGUACCACCGGCCACCAGAUGACUCGGCGCUCUGCGUGUUCACCAUCAAGGACAUCAACGCCCGUAUCAAGGAGCGCCUGCAGUCCUGCUACCAGGGAGAGGGCAACCUGGAGCUCAACUGGCUGCUGGGAAAAGACGUGCAGUGCACUAAAGCGCCGGUGCCCAUCGAUGACUCGUUCUGUGGUCUGGACAUCAACCAGCCCCUUGGCGGCUCUCAGCUGGUGACGGGACACACCCUCUACACAGAGACACGGGACCGCAUGACCUCUGUCACGUCCUACGUCUACAAUGGAUACUGCGUGGCUUUUGUCGGCACCAAGAGCGGACGCCUCAAAAAGAUCCGUGUGGACGGUCCUCCUCACGGUGGGGUCCAGUAUGAGACGAUGUUGGUCAUCAAGGAAGGCAGCUCCAUCCUCAGAGACAUGGCCUUCUCACUGGACCACAGCUAUCUGUAUGUCAUGUCAGAGAAACAGGUGACACAGGUCCCUAUAGAGUCAUGUGAUCAGUACGGGACGUGUGGAGAGUGCCUGAGCUCCGGUGACCCCCACUGUGGCUGGUGUGUCCUACACAACAUGUGUUCUCAGAAGGACCGUUGUGAGCGUGCAGAUGAGCCGUACCGUUUCACUGUUGCUCUCUCUCAGUGUGUGAAGGCCACGGUGUACCCAGACAGCAUUGCAGUGUCAGAGCCCAGCGUGCCAUUGCUGGUGAAGGUGUCUGAUGUCCCAGACCUGGCAGCUGGGAUCACCUGUUCCUUUGGGAACCUGACAGAGGUGGAGGGACAGGUCAGCGGUAACCAGAUCUUCUGUCUGUCUCCCACCGCUAAGGAUGUUCCUCUCAUACCUGCUGACCAAGACUGGUCAGGUGUAGAGUUAAGGCUCAACUCUAAGGAGACUGGUCAGAUGGUCAUCAGCACGGAGGUCAAGUUCUACAACUGCAGUGUUCACCAACUGUGUCUGUCCUGUGUGAACAGUGCCUUCCGCUGCCACUGGUGCAAGUACCGUAACCUGUGUACCCAUGACCCCUCCAGCUGCUCCUUCCAGGAGGGACGCGUCAACGCCUCCGAGGACUGUCCUCAGCUGGUGCGGUCGGAGGAGAUUCUGAUCCCAGCUGGGGAGGUGAAGCCCAUCACCCUGAAGGCCCGGAACCUUCCCCAGCCCCAGUCUGGCCAGCGGGGGUACGAGUGUGUCCUCCACAUCCAGGGGGUCAGCCACCGUGUCACCGCCCUGCGCUUCAACAGCUCCUCUGUACAGUGUCAGAACAGCUCGUAUCUCUAUGAAGGGAUGAAGAUCAGUGAGUUGCCAGUGGAUUUUUCAGUGGUCUGGAACGGCAACUUCAUUAUAGACAACCCAGAUAAUAUCCAAGUGCACCUGUAUAAGUGUGUGGCCCAGAGGGACAGCUGUGGCAUGUGUCUGAAGGCCCAGAGGAAGUUCCAGUGUGGCUGGUGUAGUGGAGAGGGCCGCUGUACCCUGCGCCACCACUGCCCACCCCUCAACCCCUAUACCACCCGCUGGCUAGACCUGUCCAGCAAGAAAGUCCAGUGUACCAACCCACGCAUCACAGAGGUGACCCCAGUAGCAGGCCCUCCAGAGGGGGGUACCAGGGUGACCAUCCAUGGCAUGAACCUGGGCCUGGCGUUCAGUGAGAUGGUGGACAACGUGAAGGUGGCUGGGGUCAAGUGUUCCCCUGUGGAGGAAGGCUACAUUAUCGCUGAGCAGAUAGUCUGUGAGAUGGAUGCUACCCCAGCAGACAGCAAAGCUGGACCAGUCCAACUGUGUGUCGGGGAGUGCAUACCUGCGCUCAAGACUCACUCUUCCCAGCUCUACUCCUUCGUGAUGCCGUCGGUACAGGGCCUGUCCCCCACCAGAGGGCCUGAGUCAGGGGGCAGCAAGGUAUCCAUCAUGGGGGAGAACCUUGGCGCUGGCAGCAGUGUCACAGUCCUCUUUGGGAACCAAACGUGCGAGUUCUACGGGCGGACCAUGACAGAGAUCGUGUGUUACUCUGCUCCCUCCCUGACUGGGGUGGGUUCGGUCCAGAUCAGUGUGAGUGUGGACCGGGCCCAGGUCAAGGAGAGCCUGAGCUUUGAUUACAUUGAGGACCCCACCGUCCAGCGCAUUGAGCCAGAGUGGAGCAUCGCCAGCGGCCACACUCCUCUGAUGGUGACAGGAACUAAUCUGGAUGUGGUUCAGGAGCCUAGGAUACGCGUCAAGUACGGAGGCCAUGAGUCUGUCAACAUGUGUAAGGUUCUGAAUAGCACCAGUAUGAGUUGCGUUGCUCCGUCCCUGGUGGCAGAGUACCAUCCAGGCCUGGACACUGUCAAACAUGCUGAUGAGUUUGGCUUUAUCUUCAACAACGUCCAGACUCUGCUAGUCUAUAACAACACCAACUUCCUCUACUACCCCAACCCAUACUUUGAACCUCUCAGCACCAAUGGGGUCCUGGAGCAGAAGCCUGGCGCGCCCAUCAUUCUCAAGGGCAAAAACCUGGUGCCCCCGGCCUCAGGAGGGGUGAAGCUCAACUACACUGUACUGAUUGGGGAGACCCCCUGCUCAGUCACUGUGUCUGAGACCCAGCUGCUGUGUGAGCCCCCCAACCUCACGGGCCAGUACAAAGUCAUGGUCCAGGUGGGCGGUCUCCACGUAUCUCCAGGGGCGGUUCACAUCCUGUCAGACAGCCUGCUCACCCUUCCCGCCAUCGUCUCCAUCGCCGCCGGCGGAGGCCUUCUCCUUAUCAUCGUCAUCCUCGUCCUCAUCGCAUACAAACGCAAGUCGCGGGAGAAUGACCUCACCCUGAAGCGCCUGCAGAUGCAGAUGGACAACCUGGAGUCCCGGGUCGCCCUGGAGUGCAAGGAAGCUUUUGCUGAGCUGCAGACGGACAUCAACGAGCUGACCAGUGAUCUGGACAGAGCUGGUAUCCCCCACCUGGACUACCGGACCUACGCCAUGAGAGUCCUUUUCCCUGGCAUCGAGGACCACCCUGUUCUCAGAGAACUGGAGGUGUCAGGUAACGGCCAGCUGAGCACAGAGAAGGCUCUGAAGCUUUUCGCUCAGCUCAUCAACAACAAGGUGUUUCUGCUAACCUUCAUCAGAACUCUGGAGCUCCAACGCUCCUUCUCCAUGCGUGACCGCGGCAACGUGGCGUCUCUCAUCAUGACUGCGCUGCAGGGCAAACUGGAGUACGCCACCGACGUGCUCAAACACCUGCUCUCUGACCUCAUCGACAAGAACCUGGAGAGCAAGAACCACCCCAAGUUGCUGCUGCGCAGAACGGAGUCCGUUGCAGAGAAGAUGCUCACCAACUGGUUCGCUUUCCUUCUUCACAGGUUCCUCAAAGAGUGUUCUGGUGAACCUCUGUUCAUGCUGUACUGUGCCAUCAAGCAGCAGAUGGAGAAGGGGCCUAUAGACGCCAUCACAGGAGAGGCGCGCUACUCCCUCAGUGAGGACAAGCUCAUCAGACAGCAGAUAGAGUACAAAACACUGAUCCUGAACUGUGUGAACCCGGACAAUGAGAACAGUCCUGAGAUCCCAGUGAAGGUGCUGAACUGUGACACCAUCACCCAGGUCAAGGAGAAGAUACUGGACGCCUGCUAUAAGAACAUGCCCUACUCACAGAGGCCCCGCGCUGUCGACAUGGACCUGGAGUGGCGUCAGGGGCGGAUGGCCCGCGUGGUGCUGCAGGACGAGGACAUCACCACCAAGAUAGAGAACGACUGGAAGAGACUCAACACACUCAUGCACUACCAGGUGUCUGACCGCUGUGUGGUGGCUCUGGUGCCCAAACAGACCUCUUCCUACAACAUCCCGCCGUCAGCCAGCAUCUCCAGGACCUCCAUCAGCAGAUAUGACUCAUCCUUCCGGUACACAGGUAGUCCAGACAGUCUGCGUUCCCGUGCCCCUAUGAUAACCCCUGACCUGGAGAGUGGGGUCAAGGUGUGGCACCUGGUCAAGAACCACGAGCAUGGAGACCAGAAGGAGGGAGACCGAGGCAGCAAGAUGGUCUCUGAGAUAUACCUGACCAGGCUGCUGGCCACCAAGGGUACACUGCAGAAGUUUGUGGAUGACCUGUUUGAGACGUUGUUCAGUACCGUCCACCGGGGUAGCGCCCUGCCCCUCGCCAUCAAAUACAUGUUUGACUUCCUGGACGAGCAGGCGGACAAACACGGAAUCCACGACCAAGAUGUCCGCCACACAUGGAAGAGCAACUGUCUUCCACUGCGGUUCUGGGUGAACGUGAUCAAGAACCCCCAGUUUGUGUUUGACAUCCAUAAGAGCAGCAUCACAGACGCCUGUCUGUCUGUGGUGGCCCAGACCUUCAUGGACUCCUGCUCCACGUCAGAGCACCGCCUGGGCAAGGACUCGCCCUCCAACAAGCUGCUGUAUGCUAAAGACAUCCCCAACUACAAGAGCUGGGUGGAGAGGUACUAUGCCGACAUUAACCGUCUGCCAGCCAUCAGUGACCAGGACAUGAAUGCUUACCUGGCAGAGCAGGCCAGGCUCCACUCCACAGAGUUUAACAUGCUCAGUGCUCUCAACGAGAUCUACUCCUAUGUCUCCAAAUACAGUGAGGAGAUCACAAUGGCCCUGGAGCAGGACGAGCAGGCUAAGAAACAACGUCUGGCCUACAAGGUGGAGCAGCUCAUCUCAGCCAUGUCCCUGGAGAGCUGAGACAGACCACGGGAUUAGACGACUGAACCGGCCCGGGAUGUCCAUCAGCCACCCAACAAACAGUCCCGAUACUCACCGUGUGAUGGACACCGAACCACCACGGACCUGGGACAUUUUUACAUCCUCAAACAAAGAGUUUUGUUUUUAUCUUAUUUUCCUCUCGUGCCAUAUUGCCACCACCUGGCUAAAAGACGCCGUGGUCUCGGGAAACAUGGAUGGUCAUGAUGAUGAUGAAAGGUGGGACGACCACACCACACAGCUCCAUGAAGGCUACAUGGCAUAUUUCUUUCCAAAGGAUAUUAUUUUUGUGUUGUGUGUGUAUAGCCCUGAAGGAGAGGUUUGUUGAGAGACAGAACAAACAGAGGGGAGAUCUUAUAGUCAGAUACACUCUCUGUCUGCUCAACUCACAACAGAGACACUGAAAGAAGAAGGAGAAGAGAGAUGGAGGAUAAAGACUUCUCAUGUUUGAUUCCAGAGAUAUUGUUCCCGAGUUUUGCUUCCAAAUGUUUAUUUUUGUAUGUGAACAUUUUGAUUUUAUUGGUUGCAGUUGAGCCAUCUUCCUCUUGAUACAUACAUGGACAUUGUUGUACUGUACAAAGUCAAAGGUUGUGUUAUAACACAUGUUAUAGGGUGGUGUAGCCAUCAGAAAGACAUGGUGCUAUGUCAUGUCUUGUCCUGCUCUCUGUUCUUCUCAGACAGUAUUACCAUUCCUUAUCAACAUGAUACCCGAGACCAAGUGGACAGAACCCAGCUCUGACUGUAACCCAUCAGCCCUGUACAGAAACCAACCAAAUGCGUCCUCAUCGCACGAGAGCGAACGGAACUCAGAACAGACGACCCCUGGAGGGGUCAAAGUUCAACCAGCAUGCUUAUCAACCCCAAAACCCUUUACCCUGUGUGAUAAGAGAAAAUACACAGGUCCACAGAGUAUGUUGGGUAUAAGGACAAAACAACAACCAGCACCAAACUGGUUUGUAUAAGACCCUCCUCAGCAGUAACGUCAUCUGUAUGUACUGUAGGUUCUGUUUCAUACAUGUCAAUGUAUGUGAAUGUACAAAAGCAGAUGUAGGUUUUUCUUUUUCCUUUGGGUUUGUUUUCUAAACAAAAUGGAGUUAGUUGAACAGAACUCUAUAAUGUCUAAAUAGAUGGCUAACUGAACAUGUACUGAAAACUCAUCCGUCCUUGUCUUUUGCCCCACUCACAAUGUUUCACCUGUUACCAAAUCUCUAUCUCGAUCAUAGGAGGGUGUGUACUAUGCCG
This is a messenger RNA of Oncorhynchus gorbuscha (pink salmon), 7639 nucleotides long. Its product is annotated as plexin-A2-like. The transcript has 32 exons. Gene Ontology annotation, molecular function: semaphorin receptor activity; protein binding. The coding region runs from base 647 to 6379 and encodes 1910 amino acids. Gene Ontology annotation, biological process: regulation of cell migration; semaphorin-plexin signaling pathway involved in axon guidance; regulation of GTPase activity. Gene Ontology annotation, cellular component: semaphorin receptor complex. NCBI's taxonomy places the organism in Eukaryota, Metazoa, Chordata, Actinopteri, Salmoniformes, Salmonidae. The record is from RefSeq and is a predicted model, not a curated record.